GUCAAACUUGGGAUAAACUUGUACAAUAAAAAGCAUGGAAAAGAGUAGGAUUAGUUACGAGAUCAAUUAGUAAAUAACAUAAAUUAAACUUAUUUACAGCUUGGUGGCCUUAGCUGGGACCUGCAACUAGGUAGGAGAGAUUCAACCACUGCAAAUAACAGUGCAGUUAUCAGUAACAUUCCCGGACCAGCAUUCAACUUGAGUCAACUCGUUUCUUCUUUCUCCAAAAAAGGCUUUUCAACAAGAGAAAUGGUUGUCCUAUCAGGAGGGCACACAAUAGGGAAUGCUAGGUGCACGACAUUCCGGAAUCAUAUCUACAAUGACACGAAUAUAGAGCCCACAUUUGCUAGCUCAUUGAAAGCAAAUUGUCCUCAAAGCGGGGGUGACAACAACCUUUCCCCACUCGACAAUACUCCAACUACGUUCGACAAUGCUUAUUUUGUGAACUUGCAGAGUAAAAAAGGAGUUUUCCAUUCCGACCAGGAACUCUUCAACGGAGGUUCCACGGACUCCAUUGUCAACACUUAUAGCUCCAACCCAUCUACCUUUGCUUCCGAAUUCGCAAAAGAUAUGCUAAAAAUGAGUAACCUUAGCCCUCUCACGGGCUCUAAUGGCGAGAUCAGGACGAAGUGUUGGAAAACCAACAAUUGAGCUACAUGCAAGAAGAACUACCAAGCAUUUUGCUUUUAUUUCAAAUAAUAUGGUAUGAGUGUG
Messenger RNA from Cuscuta campestris, 714 nucleotides. NCBI's taxonomy places the organism in Eukaryota, Viridiplantae, Streptophyta, Magnoliopsida, Solanales, Convolvulaceae. The record is from the annotation of a GenBank genome assembly.